Messenger RNA from Manihot esculenta (cassava), 971 nucleotides. RefSeq lists its product as uncharacterized. The transcript is spliced from 3 exons. Bases 107 to 709 code for a protein of 200 amino acids. Lineage: Eukaryota; Viridiplantae; Streptophyta; Magnoliopsida; Malpighiales; Euphorbiaceae. The record is from RefSeq and is a predicted model, not a curated record.
UGGAAAUUGGGAAGGACAAAUUGGACAAUUGGAAAAGAAGAUCCGAGAGAGAAGCAAAGCAGAAGAUCCGCGCUCCGUGGUUGUGUAGGCCAUAGGGUUCCUGACCAUGGAAGAAGCCAAGCCCGUUCAAAUCUCAAAACCAAAUUCCACUGCUGCCGAUCCUCCACCACCACCACCGCGAAUUCUCUCCAACAAAAGAAAGCUCAGCAGCGUCGACCUCCGCACCUCUCCAUACUUCAAAAUUCGCGCCCUUGUUCGACAACUUCGUCCCCAGUUCAUCCAGGUACUUCAGACACCUGACUUUCGGAAUUGCAAGGCAGCUCAUGAACUUCGAAUACAAAUAAAGCUUGUUAUGGAUUUAUACAAGCAGAUGACCGUGGAGAUACAGCCACUUGAGAAGGCAGUGUUAGAAUGUCAGCCGUCCUCAGGUAAAAGCAUGCCUGUAAAACAAUCCUGGGGCGCAGAAAAAGAUGGGAAAGUAGCAGAGUUGCUUCAACAUAAACAGCCAUCAGAACAACCUGCGGAAAGCAAAACACCUGCAUAUUUCAACUCACAGAGGAAGCUUGAUGAUGGCCAGUCCCGAAAGAGUUAUAUUGUGGGUGGUUCAGUUUUUGGUUGGAACUUCAUCACAUUUGGAGGCAGUAGCCCUGUUUAUUAUGGGAGGACGAAGGAGUCGUAUAGAAACAACCUUAAGAGGAAAAUGCCCUGAACCUGGUGUACUUCCCGUAGUAGCCGACUCUCUCAAGUAAUAACACAGAUAUGCAUAUUCCGCAGUAGCAACCUUACAGUAACCAUUUGAAGCCAGAAAAUAUUCAUUUUGUUUCAGAAAGUCGAAAUUUUUUAAUGGAAAGAAGCCAUUUGUCAUGUUACUAACAGACAAGACCAAUUUUGUCAUUAACAAGAUGGGUGGGAAUGGAUUUAGAAUUAAUCCAUAUUGCUUUCAAGAUGGGCCACGGUGCAGCUUAUUGUUU